This is a messenger RNA of Aaosphaeria arxii CBS 175.79, 1989 nucleotides long. RefSeq lists its product as uncharacterized. Gene Ontology annotation, cellular component: RNA polymerase I core factor complex. The record is from RefSeq and is a predicted model, not a curated record. Lineage: Eukaryota; Fungi; Ascomycota; Dothideomycetes; Pleosporales. The transcript has a single exon. Gene Ontology annotation, biological process: nucleolar large rRNA transcription by RNA polymerase I. Gene Ontology annotation, molecular function: RNA polymerase I core promoter sequence-specific DNA binding; TBP-class protein binding. The coding region runs from base 225 to 1769 and encodes 514 amino acids.
CAACUAUUCAUUGUUUACCAUUCACUUUACUCAAAACUUCGCUUCGCUCAAAAAUUCACUUCACUUCCCUCACAACUUCACCACACUUCGCCCCAAACUUCACCUCACUCAAAACUUCUACACUGAUAGUAAGCCGACACACUUCGCAAAUAGGUCUGAGGACAGUAGUACCGCAGAUCAUCCAUUCUCUGCUCUGCUACGGCAUCCGAGAUCUCUAGCGAGCAAUGCAGCAGUUUGUCCAUGGCAAACAAGGCGACGGUGCCAGUAAAGCGUCCUCCCGUAAUGCUAGUCGCAGACGUAUGGGAGAAAAUGCCAAAAUUCCCGUGACGACAAGGCUUGAGAACGCACAGCAAGCUGCUAGUCGUUCGAAUUCUCGGUCAUCCCAUCACUCACGACAAUUAGACCGAGGCCCUAUGGCCUAUAAUGCACCCGAUCCAUAUGGGACUGAUGCAGAAAGCAUCGAUACGACUCUGCCAGGAGCGUCUAUGGUUCAAGUCCUAGAUAGUCAGAGAACAGAUCCAGCGAAGCCAGGACCAGAUUCCACUAGUGAAGCCGACUCGGGAGAUGACUCGGGAGACGAAGGUGCAGAUGCCUAUGAAUUCAAUGAGGUGGAGCAGCAACUUCUUUCUGACGCUGGCAUGCAUGAUGCCUCAUUCGAAGAGCAGUGGGAAUACGUCAGGGAGCAGCAGCGUCAUCCCGAUAGAUACGGUUCCCCGUAUCCUACAACAACCUCGGGACGGCCAGGGAGCUCUGAUGAUUUCGAAGGAGUACAUGAAUAUGACGAGCCUGACAACCAUGCCAAUGCUUCUACCUCACCUCCAUUGCCCGUUCCUCAAGACAGAAAUACAGAGGUCAUUCAUCCCCACCCAGCCCGUCGUUCUCACCGUUCCCCCACUCCUACCCGUACUCCCAACAUUCGGGAUCCGACCCAGUUGUACAUCCAGGCCGCUGGCAUUCGCAAAUUAAAGGCGUCCGCAAACAAUGCCGUUGUUACACCUCGAUAUCAUCAGGAAGGCGUUCGGGAGCUAUCAAUCAACCCUCAUUCUCAGCCUGGCCAGUCUGGUACAUUCCCGGAACCAGUUAUGGCGUCAGGACAGCAUCGUAAUACGCAUAUUCAGAUGAUCGCUUCAAAUGGUAAUUUGCACAACGAAGAUGCUCAUCUUAGACGAGAGAUACCACUUUUGAGCGCAGAGCAACGCCUGCCUUCCCAAAAUACCAAGGCUACGGAGUUGCCUAUUCCUCGGUCUACCACGCCCUAUCAGUAUUAUGAUACCGGAAAGGAGGACAGAAUUGAAACCCAGCAAAAGCCUGUCGAGGACUACGAUUUAAAAGAUCUGUUCCAGAUGGACUACGAACAGUUGUCGAAGGAGGAUUUCGACACCAACCCUCGCGCAGAUGCGCCCGUGCUGUCCGAGAACAUGCAACAGAAGCCGCUAGCGGAGCGACUCCAAUAUGUUCAAAAGAACCUGGACCUUAAGAAACAAAGCGAGUUCUUCACUGGUUUACCAACAAACGAGUGGGAAGACGCUGGAGACUGGUUCUUGGAACAGUUCACCAAUAUCAUUCAGCGCACGAAAGAGGCAAGGCAAACCAAGCGUAAAUUCGCUCGAAAGCUCGAAGAUGAAAUCGAAGAACGACACAAGCAUGUUGCAAAGAAGCAGCAAAUCGUCAAAGCUGCCAUGGACAGCAUGAAGAGCAAGGGCAAUCAACUCAUUCCUAACAGCCCUCGGCGUUCAAAAAGCAAGAGUCCGGCUCCCAAACGCCACUAAUUGAUAAGGAUACCAUGCAAAGAUGGUACAAAAAAUCAUGAUCACGAUGUCAUACGCAACUUUGCCUUCUGUUUCGAUGAUUGAAAAUGGCGACGCAAUAUUGCUGGAGCAUUUGUACAGUGUUAACGCUUAGUCUUUGUUAUAUACCCCUAUAUGUAAGCAUGAUUAGAAAGGAAUGCAGCCAUACGUAGAGUUUUCCCCAGAUGAGAUGAGACUUUCA